CCACCCUCACUUUGUGUCAGCAGGUAGGAGCACAGCAGCAGCAGCAGCAGCGGCUCCUCAGUCCCCGGGGAGGGAGCUCAGUAUCCGGGGAAGCCGCGUCCUCAGUGCAGUGUUCAGCCGGCCGGAGAAGUUGUGCCCAGGACGCCCAGAGGCGGGUGAUGUGAGUGCAGCCAGCGGAGGCCUGUGCUGUGUACAGUGACCGGGAGGAGGGGGCACUGCCCGGCUACACACGGCCUCAUCUACCUGUGCGGAAGGAGGAGGGCACUGCGCCGGGCUCGCUGUCCACCACGCUGCUGCUGCGGGGAUGCUGCGGGGCAUGGACAAGGCUGAGCCGCCCUGGUGCCUGUAGACUCCAAUGAAUGGAAGUGACUGUGCUGUGAGGAGCCGCUGCUACUGAGGAUUACGUGACAGCCCAGGCCAUGGAUGGGGGGCCCCUGCCCUGGGGGUAGCGGCUGGCACUGCUGGCACGCAGGGUUCCCGGGACUGGAUAUGGAUGCCUGCUGCUGGCUGCAGUAUGACUAGAGCCCGGCUGCAGCUGGCAUCCCUCUGGCUGCUGCUUCUGGUGACUCUUCAGGCGAGGCUGGCACUCACUGAGCUGGAACACAAGCAGAAAGCCCUGGUCAAGGUGUACCCACUGAGGAUGGAGAGCCCAAACUUCACCGUGGAGGGGGUAUUCGCCAAAGUGGCAGAUGUGGGCCCUGCCGAGGGAAGGUUGUUUCAGUUUCAUCCACUGUCUCUUUGCAAUGCUAGUGAUGAUGACCCACCAAAACCUGGAUUCAUUUCCAUUGUUAAACUGGAGAGCCCAGAGCGUUCUCCGCAACCAUGCCUAUCCCUGGCGAGCAAGGUUCGGCUUGCAGGUGAAAGGGGUUCUCGAGCUAUAAUCUUCGAUAUUAGUGACGAUGAGGGAGCUGUGUACCAGUUACAACAACCAUCUGAGCUAAAUCCACCUGUGGUACUAGUACGGGGCCAGGAUGCAGAACGGCUGAUGACCCUUGUGCACAAUAACACUGAAGCUAGGGUGAAGAUCGAGGUUCAGGAGCCACUUAAGCUGUUCGUCCAUGACAUCUGGAUCCUGGGAACAGUGGUCGGAACCAUGUUCAUCAUUGUGAUAUACUCCGUGAUUCGCCUACGGUGCAAGCGGACUCCAGCACAGGAUUCUAUGCAGCAAAAAACAGCACUUGCCAUAAGUCGCCUUGGUACAAGGAAGUAUCAGUCUCGAGUAAAUCAUAGGAUUUCACAUGGUUGUCACGUAGAAACUGCCAGUACCAGCAGCUCUAUACCCGUGUGUGCCAUUUGCCUGGAUGAGUUUUCAGAUGGACAGGAUUUACGUAUUUUACCCUGUUUCCAUGAGUAUCACCUAGAUUGUGUGGAUCCUUGGCUGAGGGAGAAUCGCACCUGUCCCCUCUGCAUGUUUGACAUCUUAGCAGGACCAAACUCCACUUCACAUCCUGCACCAAUAAGACCACCCUCACAUCCACAGUUAUGGAGACGAUAUCCAGGAACUGCUCACUUCCAGUACCCACCUCACCCUCAUACAACACCAAUGAUAUAUCCUCCACUGAACAAUAGUAUAUUUUUGUCUCGUUCUCCAUAUACUCUUGGUACUGGACUUCAUUGGGAAGCAACAGUGCCCCAUUUUCACCGUCGUACACCAGAAGGACCCAGGGAGGUUGGCAUUUCUCCUCUCUGCCAGGUCUCCAGUGGGUAUUUACCUGAUGACCCAGGCAGUGAUAGCAGCUCAGGUCCUUUUAAUGGUUCCUCCAGUGAGAAUUGUACAGAUGUCAGUCUACGUUGCCUACAAGGAUCUUCUUCCUCUUCUUCUUGCCACAGCUCACAGAGCAACCCAGGAGACUCACCACCUCCAGCACUUGCCUCUAUUCUUCUACCUCAGAAUGAUCUUCCAGGAUUCAAUGCUGUUGUGCCUACCCAAAGUUCUUAUGCCAGUCAUGUUCACUACCACCAGCACAGACAUCACCACUAUAGACGGCAACAACCUAAUUCAUCUCAUCCCCACAGACCCAAGCGGAAACAUCGACCCUCUAGGGGAGAGGCAAGGACAGAUCUUGGGAGUCACAGGGAACAGAGAUCAGCUAAUGGCCCUAGUGGGGAAUGUAAAUCUCUUUUGACUCGGAAAGAGCCAAGGGCUCAUUCAUCUAAACACCACCUUGAUUCAAGAAUUAGCAGGGAAGCUGCUAGACACAGCCAGUCCUCACCACAAUCUGCAUCGCCAGUGCAUGAGCCAAAUGAACUUGAAGCCCGAAUGCCUUUCAGGGGUCACAAGACUGAACCUUCAAGUAGAAGUCAUCGAAAGAAAAGAUUGUCUGCACAGGUGCAUCCUCCCCCUUAUGGCACCAGACACUUCAACACAAGCCUUGGUGUUCAGUACAGUGAACGAGUCCAUCCACUGUGGACAGAUGGAGCCAGACUACCACAUACAAGAGUCAACACACACCGGGAAAACACAGCAAUGAUGCACUUGUAUCACCCUCCUCAUCACUCUGAUCACAACCAAGGUGCUGGUACUGAAGAGAUUGAAGCUGUAUGUGAACACGCAGUGUAAAACUUCAGGCAUUACAACUAUUUGGCAGGACUCACCAGUACAGGCUCCAGUGAUGGGGACUCAAAGUCCCCAGCAGGCUGCCUCCAUACCCAAGCAUCCAGAUUUUCCCUUAGCCUCUGAGGUCAUUUUACAGCCGUUUCAUCUCCAUAGUCUGUGCAGCUGCUGACUGAGCGGAGAACAUCUGUGCAUAGUUUCCUGUGACCCGACCGUACAGAGCUCUGAACUUUAGAAGAGUACCGGAUGCAGCGCCUUACAGACCACCUCUGCCACUUUAAAGCAUUCAUCCAAAAAUGCCACUCUUCAUUCUUCUCUAAAAGAGAGUGUAUCUGCAAGGAAAACCUAACCAGGAUUGCUCUGUGACUGCAUUUCUGAACCUGAAUAGGAGCACAUCCUUCUCGGAAAUAUCCAAUGCGUCGUAUCCAUGUUUUUUUUUCUCCAGGACUUGAACCAUUCCACUGAGAAUCGAAUGUCAACAUACGGCCAAUGGCCAAAUUGCCAAUGCAAAAUAUACUGUAUUCUAUUGAAUUCACUGGACACAAAUUGUGAAUGAUUUAAAUUUGCACUUAAUGAUUCACUUUUAUAAUUAUAGACUAAAAGCCGGUUUUGACCUUAAACCAUUACUGAAACCUUAUCUGUGAUAUGGCAGCUGUUGUGUUUGUAGUCUGAGAUUCCAGAAAUUGGGUACCUAGUGGGGUAACUUCACCACCAGUAACAUUUCGUAGGUACUGCCAGAGAAUCCCAGAUCUACAUCCUGAGACUUUUUAAGAUACUUUUUAAGUUUAAGCUCUAUCUGUGCCUCAUGUCCCAAAAGAACUUAUUGUAAGCUCUUGUGCCUCUAUGCCUUGUAAAAAAUUGUAUAAAACAUAUAUGGUUUGUAUAUUUGUAAAAAUGUUAUAUUUAUGCAACAGAUGUGGUUCUUUGAUGAACUAAUGAAGAUAAUUUUCCUAUGGAUUUAUGUCUUGCUCGUCAUUUACUUUGCUGCAUAGAAUCCAAAAGAGUAGGUAUG
Molecule: messenger RNA, 3566 nt
Organism: Hyla sarda
Lineage: Eukaryota; Metazoa; Chordata; Amphibia; Anura; Hylidae
Gene: RNF43
Product: ring finger protein 43
Exons: 10
Coding region: 494-2560 (688 amino acids)
Biological process (GO): Wnt receptor catabolic process; ubiquitin-dependent protein catabolic process
Molecular function (GO): ubiquitin protein ligase activity; frizzled binding
Source: RefSeq, a predicted model, not a curated record